CAGAGCAUAAAAAUCACUACGUCUUGACCGAUUGUUUAUGACACUGUUGGUGUCUGACCCACUAAGGUCCCGCCCAAUCACAACGAAGUAGCAAUUACAGUGAUUGUUGAUUAGUUCUUCAGUCGUAAUGAUCCUGCUGUUGCUCGUGGCUCAUUCAGUUGCCGGGCUUCAAAUGGCUCCUCCCACCGCCACUGUGGAACAGGGCAAGAUCCAGGGAACCACCGGUAUCAAUCUGGAUGGCGAUGAGUUCUUAAAGUUCUUGGGAAUUCCUUUCGCAAAGCCCCCCGUUGGCAAUUUGCGGUUUAAGGCGCCGGAGGCUCCAGAUUCCUGGCAAGGAGUGAGAGAUUGCACGCGCGAUGGCAACACCUGCAUUUCCGUAUACGGAGACCCUUUGAAAAGUUCUGAGGACUGUUUGUACCUGAACGUCUUCACCAAACUCCUGCCGGGCCCGGAAACCACGCCCAAACCUGUGAUGGUGUUCCUGCACCCUGGCGGGUUUGUUUUGGGUUCCGGUACGCAGGAUAUGUGCGCUCCAGACUUCUUGAUGACCGAAGACAUCGUUUUGGUUACACUCAAUUAUCGCCUGGGAAUUUUUGGCUUUUUGAGCUUUGACGAUCCCGCACUGGGCGUGCCGGGAAAUGCAGGCCUGAAGGACCAAACCAUGGCCUUAAAGUGGGUGCAGAAGAAUAUUGCCGGUUUUAACGGCGACCCGCAUCAGGUGACGAUUUUUGGCAAUAGUGCAGGCGGCGCUUCAGUGCAAUUUCAAAUUUUGUCGCCGACGGCCAAGGGCCUGUUCCAUAGAGCCAUCGCCCAAAGUGGCUCAGCUUUGAAUCCAUGGGCGUGGGGCGACAAGAACGGACUGGCAGCUGCGGAAAAACUGGGCUCUCAAGUGGCCAGUGACACUGAAGCUUUGCAGCUGCUGAUGGAAGCUUCCACUGAGCAAGUGUUGAACGCUUCUCGCCAAUUUACUGAUAACUUGCUGGACUCCAGCCAAAGGCGACCUUUUGGACCAGUCAUAGAACUCCCAACUCCUACCGCGUUCUUGACCAGAGACCCAGUAGAUCUAUGGGAAGCUGGGGAGUUCAAUGAUGUGCCAUUAAUGCUCGGGGACGUUUCAAACGAAGGAAUAAUCUACGAGUUUGAAAAAUUAUUGAGCGGCAAGGAGCCUUCGAUUGACCCUGUGGAAGCAGCUGUAUCCUGGAAGUUUGGCCUAGAUAAAGGCUCAGACAAGUUCCGAAGCGUCAAAGAACUAGUCCGAAACUUCUACUACAAAGAUGGGGUUUCCAAGAAGAGUCUUUUUGAGGUUCUGAGCGACGUGCUGUUUAUAGAGGGCGUGCUUGAGUCGGCUAGACUGCACCUAAGGAAAACCAAACACCCGGUACACUUAUACGUGUUUUCAUACAAUUCGAGCUCGAACCGAAAGUUCCUGACGGCAAUGGGCUUGGAUGACACCAUCCAAGGCAAUCCGCAUGGCAGCGAAUGCAGUUUUCUCUUUUCCAAGCGGCUCCUGGGUAUCGACUUGGAAUUGACUGAAGACGACUUCAAAGCCGUAAGAGAAACGGUGAAAAUUUGGGCAAACUUUGCGCGCACUGGCCAGCCCCACCCGCUCUGGGACCCAGUGACGAUCAGCAACAAUCUGACGUAUUUUUACAUCGACCGGAUGCCUUUGUUGAAGCAAAAUCCGUUCGAGGACAGGAUGAAGCUGUGGCAGCACAUCAAGCUGCUGCUGUCUGAACAAGCCUGCUAGUAAGAGUGGCAAAAUUGCCAGCCACCAGUUCAAUUUUUCACCGGUUUAAUGCAGCUCCGGGUGAAUGAGGUCGUGACCUGGAACAUAUCCAUCUCGCUCUCAUUAAUUAGUGAAUCGGGGAUAGGUGGUGUCUGCGCCCGCCCGGGGAUCACGUUUGCCCUUAAAGCGGCGACAAGUUGAAGUGGCUGCGUUGUGAUCCUGUGGAACUUGCAAAUAAAUGAAAAGCAGUAUA
Dendroctonus ponderosae (mountain pine beetle) is the source of this 1979-nucleotide messenger RNA. RefSeq names its product juvenile hormone esterase. The coding region runs from base 128 to 1747 and encodes 539 amino acids. Lineage: Eukaryota; Metazoa; Arthropoda; Insecta; Coleoptera; Curculionidae. The record is from RefSeq and is a predicted model, not a curated record. The transcript has 9 exons.